Messenger RNA from Raphanus sativus (radish), 903 nucleotides. RefSeq names its product glutathione S-transferase F8, chloroplastic. The record is from RefSeq and is a predicted model, not a curated record. NCBI's taxonomy places the organism in Eukaryota, Viridiplantae, Streptophyta, Magnoliopsida, Brassicales, Brassicaceae. The coding region runs from base 89 to 880 and encodes 263 amino acids. Gene Ontology annotation, cellular component: cytoplasm. Gene Ontology annotation, molecular function: glutathione binding; glutathione transferase activity. The transcript is spliced from 3 exons.
GAGAGUAAAGAAACAGAGAGAAAGUGGGGGAGGUGAAGGACGUGAAUAAUAGUGGUGGUGGUGAGAAGUUUCUGGAAAUAAAAUAACAAUGCGAACCAUUCUCCAAGGAAGUCUCCUUCCUCCUCCUCCUAUAAAACUCAGCCACUCGUCCCUUCUCUUCUCCCCAUCCCAUUCUCAUUAUUCCAACUUGAAAUUCACAACCAAAUCUUCUCCUUCUCCUCCGACAAUCACCAUGGCCAGCAUCAAAGUCCACGGAGUCCCCAUGUCCACCGCCACCAUGCGGGUUCUCGCUGCUCUUUACGAGAAGGACCUCGACUUCGAGUUGAUCCCCGUCGACAUGAGAGCCGGUGCUCACAAGCAGGAGCCUUUCGUUUCCCUCAACCCCUUCGGUCAAAUCCCUGCUCUCCAAGACGGUGACUUAACUCUAUUUGAGUCACGAGCAAUCACAGAGUACAUAGCGGAUGAAUACAGUGAGAAAGGUGAGAAGCUUAUGUGCCCAGGGUGCAACAAAGUCAAGGCAAUCACCAAGGUCUGGCUUAAUGUUGAAGGUCAACAGUUUGACCCUAUCGCCUCCAAGAUCGCCUUCGAGCGUAUCUUCAAAGGCAUGUUUGGCAUGACCACCGAUCCAGCCGCUGUCCAGGAGCUCGAAGGCAAGCUCGUCAGGGUCUUGGAUAUCUACGAGGCAAGGCUCUCCAAAUCUGAGUUCCUCGCUUGUGAUUGCUUCACUUUGGCUGAUCUCCACCACCUCCCUGUCAUCCACUACUUGAUGGGUACUGACUCCAAGACACUCUUUGAGUCUCGCCCUAAGGUUGCCGAGUGGGUCAAGAAGAUCACUGCCAGGCCUGCUUGGGCUAAGGUCGUUGACCUUCAGAAACAGUAAUGAACGAGGCUUUUGUUUAAUUU